AUGAUGUCGUCGAAGUACUUUAUCGUUGCUAUAUCUUUAAUAUAUGUUACAGAAUGUAUGGCUCAAGUUUACGAGAGUCACUCAGCUGAGACUGGUCCAGUAAUCAAACCGGCGGUUGUAAAACAUGAUUUUAUUACACAAACUGUAUACGGGUUUUUGGAUUUCACGACUACUAUAGGAAAUACGGUGAUGGUGUUCAGCCCACAAAGCGCACCGCCAGAUGGUGGAAAGGAAAAGAAAAACAGUGUUUCCAUUAUUCAAACGAAACCCAGUGAAACGCAAGAAAAAGUGGUUCCUGAUAUUCAACCAAGCAAAACGUAUAAGACAAAUUCCAUGGAAGAAACGAAAAAUCAAGCGAAAGGCACGAAGAUUAUUGUGAAUCCUGCGAUCGAACAGAACAUUAUUAAUUCUUCUGAAGAUAAUGGAUUACGGCCCCAAAAAACUCAGGAACUAAACAUUCAAACGCAGAUAAUGACAAAGAGUUCUGUAUUGCCCUCGCAAAUACCAGUAAAAUCGAAAGACGAAACGCCUGUCGUAAAGAAUAAUCUUGCGGAACCUGAGUAUGACUUUCUGUCGAAACAACCUGCAGAAGUAAUUGAUGAGACGUACAAGCUGAUUAAUCUGAGACCUUCUACGAAAGGUCAUGUGAAACCUAGACCUACAGCUCGACGAGAGAAAGAGAAUCCAACUGGCCUGGUUACGAAACUUGGUGGCACUAUUGUGAAGGAUGGACUGACUACUGUUCACGAAACUAGUGUGAUCGGUACUUACAUAAAUGGCAAAUAUGCCCAAGUGCUUCAAAGUUCGUCAAGAAUUCUUUCCGGUACGCCGCCGGUGCCUGAGGGCAAAAUUCGUCCAUCUAAUACUCAACGAAUCUUGAAAACUAUUGGACCACAGCAAGGAAAACUAAAACCGCAACUAGAACCCACACCAACGAAUCAACAAGAGGAAUCAUCACUACCCUUGGAAGUUCUAUUUAGUGCCCCAGGUGGGUCUACGGUUAGAAGCACCCGAAAGAAUUCGAAUUCAAAUUCAGCACGUCCAAAAUUCCGCAAUAAAAUUAACGAUGAUUACGAUACCAGUGCCGAAGUGCAACAGACGAAAUCGACUAAAAAUCGAAGCAGUACAACCUCGAGACCAAGUUAUAAAAAUAGAAGUCCUCCAACAACAACGACAGAGGCACCCAUUACUCGUCGGCGGACCGGCUUUCGACCAAAUAAUCAGCCGAUUUUGCCUUCGAAACUAAGCAAUAAAAAUAAAAACGAACAACAACCGGUCAGUCCCAACCCUGUGCCGAAAUUGAAACUGCCAAGAACGCAGGGUCGCUGGUCUUACAAAACGACUCCUAAACCAAGAAUCGUUAUUAGAAAGCAAGUGGACGUUGAGGAUGAGCAGCGUUCGGCGCCAGAAACUAGCCCGAUCCCGCUAAACGUGGACGAUAACAAAACUAUCACGGCUUCUGUUUCCACAUCCACUACCACAACUACACCUAUGACUGGUCAGACUAAUCCUCAGAGGAAAAUUCAGGAAGUAGCAAACGAUGAUGAAUUAGAUCCAAGCGAAAGCGAGGAUGUGGCCAGUAUCAGCAUCCAAGAUCAACAACAUUUUGAACAAAUCUUACCGAUUGAAACGGUUAAUGUUGAAAUUUCGACAGCUGCUGACAUCAGUAACGCAUAUUUUGAAAUUGCUACCAUUAAAUCACCAUAUACAUUCCAGGUUGGAACCUUAAGGAAUACACGCUAUGUCACGGUAACUUCAACAAUGAAGAAAUCAUUUAUGACGGCAGGGCCAUCUACUGCGAUAUCACCAACAGAACCUCUAACGGAGAAUCUUCUGGCUAAUACUGCAGCAGCGUAUGAAACAACGUUACCGUUAGAUUCAGCCGUAGCAACUUUACCAGCCAUAUCUCUGGAAUCUGGCCAAGCGACCCCACCAUUGGAAAUUUUGACGGAAACCUUCUCGACCACCCAGACUCUCUUAAAAACCCACUUGCUUCCAGUAAUUUAUGGUGGUAACACAACAAAAUUAACACUCGUACAAACAUACAAUAUCGCACGUGUGGUUACUGCGACGAAGACUCUACCUCCGAUGGACAUCUAUCAAUUUAUUCCCAGCAAAGCAUUAAACGAGUUCAACUCCAAACUUGAUGAAGCUGGUAGUGAACUUCAUCUGGAAUUAGACGUUGGUGACGAAGACAGAGAUGACGAUGAUAUUCCCAAAAGAGUGGUGGCUCCAAGUAGCAAUAUGGAUUCUGACCUGGAGCCUUUCAAAUCCAUUUCAGCAUCAAAGGUAAAGUCGGAAACACCAAGCAGCAGUUCCAUUGAAUCUCAACUAUCCCCCGAUCAGCUGGCUCUGCUAAAAUACUUCGGUCAGCAACAGCAGCCACAGGUGAUCACCACUUCGCGACCAAUAGUUGUUCUCGACACUCUUUACGAGUCCCACGUGAUUCCAGUGGUGAAUAACGGAAACACAAUUUAUUCAACGUUAUCCAGGCCAGUCGGGACUGUGCCGCGGACGUCUUAUGAAUACGGAACAUCAACAAUUGCACCAGUUCUACCACCUCAACUACCGCCACAACUGCCACCACAAUUGCCGCCACAAUUGCCGCCACAAUUGCCGCCACAAUUGCCUCUAUUUCCACAGCAACCACAGUUUACUGUGACAAGCACUCCCCUGAUCACGCAAACACUGGCGACUAUGUCCGACUCUAGAAUAUUAAAACUGACAUUUGGAGCGAAAACGGCAUACACUACUUUAUUCUCUAGCAGAGUAGUGCCAACCGAGGUCACCACUUAUGUUACAACUACCGUACCUGUGCAACCAACUGUCCCAACCUUUCCAGGUUACUAUCCCCCGCCUGUUGGCUACCCACCUUUCUCCUUUGUAGGGUAG
Messenger RNA from Habropoda laboriosa, 2892 nucleotides. RefSeq names its product mucin-5AC. The record is from RefSeq and is a predicted model, not a curated record. Lineage: Eukaryota; Metazoa; Arthropoda; Insecta; Hymenoptera; Apidae. Bases 1 to 2892 code for a protein of 963 amino acids. The transcript is spliced from 8 exons.